AAAAAAAAAAAAAUCCCUUAAAAAAAUAAAUCUUUGUGUUUGACAUAAAAAAAAAAUAAAUCCAUUUAAAAUGAUAAAAAAAUGUAAAUUGUAGAAGAGGAUAAAUAAAAAACUAAAGGAGGUUGGGUUUUGAGGUAAAAUUUCAGUGAGCGUAGCAAGAGUUAGAACAGAGAAAGACUGAAGAGAAGAAGGAAGACCAACUGACCAAGACAAAAGAAAAUGGAGAGUGGAACCUCGGCCGGCGAUGGCGACCCAACCAUAACGAUCCACGUCAAGUUCGGCGGCAGAUCAUUUCCGAUCCUCAUAUCUCCCGAUUCCACCAUUAAAGAACUCAAGUCCCUUCUCCAACCUCUCACCAACGUUCUUCCCCGUGGCCAGAAGCUCAUUUCCAAAGGCAAACUUUUGGUGGAUGGAAUGACGAUUAGGGAGUCAGAGGUCACGAAUGGAUCCAAGAUCAUGCUCAUGGCUGCUCACGGUUUGCACCAAGGGGACGGUCCUGUCCUUAAGCAAGCUCAGACUCGUCCAGUGUUAAGAGACGGAGAUGCUUCUAAAUCAGCAAAAGAAAGUAAGCCAAUUGAUGCUGAUAAAAUCAGGCGGGAUCUAUGGAAGGCAACUGGAGUUAUAGCAUUGUCUGAAUGCAACCUGCAGGCCAUACCUGAUGAAGUUUGGGCUUCUGGAAAUGUCAGACUUCUUGAUCUUAGUAACAAUGCUAUUGAAGAAGUGUCUUUCCCAGUUGGUUCCUUUCAUGUGCAGACAUUGUUGUUGAAUGCAAAUAAGAUAACAGAUGAAUCUCUUAGGUGGGAAGGAAUGGCAUCUAUGCGAAAUCUAACACUUCUUUCUCUGAAUCAUAAUCACUUAACUACUUUACCACCUGCACUGGGCGAGUUGACUUCACUUAAGCAACUUCGUGUUGCAAACAACAAGUUGACUAGCCUCCCUAACGAAAUAGGACUUCUGAGACAGCUUGAAAUUUUGAAAGUCAACUCUAACAGGAUAACCGAAAUAACUGCAUCCAUUGGGGAUUGCAGUGCUCUUAUUGAGGUUGAUCUGACAGCAAACCUUCUGUCUCAGUUGCCUGAUACAUUUGGCAAUCUGCACAAUUUGAAGUCAUUGCGUCUAGGUAACAACGGACUCAAGUCCCUUCCAUCCACCCUUUUCAAGAUGUGCCUACAGCUGACCACAUUGGAUUUACACAAUACUGAAAUCACAAUGGAUAUCCUUCGUCAGUGUGAAGGAUGGGAGAGUUUCGAUGAGCGUCGACGAUUGAAACAUCAGAAACAAUUGGAUUUUCGUGUUAUUGACUCUGCUGAUUUCGAUGAAGGUGCUGAUAAGAAGUGACUUCUGCCCUCUGAAUUGUCUAAGCUGUUGGUCGAAGCCAGCCAUUGUCUCAAAGCUAGAAGAAUACAGUAGGUCACUAUUAUCUUUUGUUGGAUGACCAUACUAUAUGUACAUUGUUUGAUACAUAUGAUAUCCAGAAACUAAAAAGGUUAAAAAUGAAUUACUGAUACACAAAUUCUUUGUAAUUGAAAUUAAGAACUUUUAACAAAUGGAAUGAUUGCGAUGUUAAUGCA
Molecule: messenger RNA, 1571 nt
Organism: Cannabis sativa
Lineage: Eukaryota; Viridiplantae; Streptophyta; Magnoliopsida; Rosales; Cannabaceae
Product: LRR repeats and ubiquitin-like domain-containing protein At2g30105
Exons: 10
Coding region: 220-1338 (372 amino acids)
Molecular function (GO): protein binding
Source: RefSeq, a predicted model, not a curated record